ACAAAGCGGCCGGACGCGCGGCGGCGGGUGGCAGGAGCGCGGGGCAGCGAGAGGCCCGUUAGCCUUCUUCACGACCGCGCCACAGGAGCUCAGGCAACUCGGACGCGGGGACCUGGUCCGGCCCCCAAGAUGCCGCCGAUCGCGGUGCUGGCGGCGGCCGCCGCGGCGUGGUGCGUCCUCCAGGUCGAGAGCCGGCACCUGGAAGCGCUCGCGGGAGGCGCGGGGCCCAACGGCAAUUUCCUGGACAACGACCAGUGGCUGAGCACCGUCUCCCAGUACGACCGCGACAAGUACUGGAACCGCUUUCGAGACGACGAUUAUUUCAGAAACUGGAAUCCCAACAAGCCCUUUGACCAAGCCCUGGACCCAUCCAAAGACCCCUGCCUGAAGGUGAAGUGCAGCCCUCACAAGGUGUGUGUGACGCAGGACUACCAGACCGCCCUGUGCGUCAGCCGCAAGCACCUGCUCCCCAGGCAAAAGAAGGAGAACGUGGCGCACAAACACUGGGUUGGACCUUCGAAUCUGGUCAAGUGCAAGCCCUGCCCCGUGGCACAGUCGGCCAUGGUCUGCGGCUCCGAUGGCCACACCUAUACGUCCAAGUGCAAGAUGGAGUUCCACGCCUGUUCUACUGGCAAGAGCCUCACCACCCUCUGCGACGGGCCCUGCCCGUGCCUCCCGGAGCCCGAGCCACCGAAACACAAGGGCGAGAAGAACGCCUGCACGGACAAGGAGCUGAGGAACCUGGCUUCUCGGCUGAAAGACUGGUUCGGAGCCCUCCAUGAGGAUGCCAACAGGGUCAUCAAGCCCACCAGCCCCGACACAGCCCAAGGCAGGUUUGACACCAGCAUCCUGCCCAUCUGCAAGGACUCCCUGGGCUGGAUGUUCAACAAGCUGGACAUGAACUAUGACCUCCUGCUGGACCACUCAGAGAUCAAUGCCAUCUACCUGGAUAAGUAUGAGCCCUGCAUCAAGCCUCUCUUCAACUCUUGUGACUCCUUCAAGGACGGCAAGCUCUCCAACAACGAGUGGUGCUACUGCUUCCAGAAGCCUGGAGGUCUCCCAUGCCAGAAUGAGAUGAACAGGAUUCAGAAGCUGAGCAAGGGAAAGAGCCUAUUGGGAGCGUUCGUGCCUCGGUGCAACGAGGAGGGCUACUACAAAGCCACGCAGUGCCACGGCGGCACGGGCCAGUGCUGGUGCGUGGAUAAGUACGGGAACGAGCUGGCGGGCUCCAGGAAGCAGGGCGCCGUGAGCUGCGAAGAGGAGCAGGAAACCUCGGGAGACUUCGGCAGCGGCGGCUCCGUGGUCCUGCUGGACGACCUGGAGGACGAGCGGGAGCUGGGGCCCGGGGACAGGCUGGGGAAGCUGCGGGUGCGUGCCCGGGCCCUGACGGAGGACGACGAGGACGAGGACGACGACAAGGAGGACGAGGUCGGCUACAUAUGGUAGUCCCCGCGGGAGGAGGACACAAGGUUGGUACAAAAUUGCAAGUCACUUCCUGUCCCUGCAUUUGUAUCCAAGACUCCACGGCGCCACUGUUGCUCUCCCACCCGACAGAGGCCUGGAGGGCGACUCCUCGCUCCCAGAGACUCCUGGUUUUGCACACGGUCUGUGGGAAGAGGGGCUGUGCUUUGUCUUUAGACCGGGGAAUGGCUGGCUGAGUCAGAGCCCCCUUCCUGCCCCUGAGACUUUUGCAAGGAGCAUGUGACUUGUGUGGGAUUCUGGCAGUGCAGGGAGCCCCGCCCUCUAACGUCAAAGCCCCCCUCCGAGCCCCCGCACCGGUGGUUACUGCAGCAUGGUUCCCGGCCUGACGGUGUCUAAGUGCUUUUCUUGUGUCUCGUAGAUGUCGUGGAAAACACACCACACUGUACUUUAUUCCCCCUGCUCCCUGCCACCCCUGGUGUUUAUUAUGAAAAUUAGUUAUUCACAUCCCCAUAUCUGGCUUCCUACAAACAGCAGCCUUAAUUCAGUCAAGAGUCCUUUGGGGAACUGAUUCUCUUUAUUUAAAAAAUGGUGUCGGGAUGCUUCUCUCCGUACCUGCAUGAUAGGUAGGUACGUACAGAAGAGACUGUGUGGGGAUGUGAGGUGCACCCUCUGCUCAGAAAAACUGUUUGGCUACCUAUUAAAAACUCAUAUGGAAAACAAUUAUAAACAUGUGAGCUUGUCCAGACCUGGAUCACAAUUUCUGGAAUAAAAGUGUGUGUUAAAGUCCUUUCUUGCACUAACAGUUGGCACUUACAGGCUGCAGGCGGGGAGGUUCCUUCUCACUGGGACCCCUCUGACCGGAGGAGCCUCUGCCUGCCCGCGACGCUCCCCCUGCACCAGCCGUGCGAAGCCCGGUUGGCGGGGGGCGGUGGGGGGAGCUUCACAAGCCGCCCCUUUCAUUGCAGUGCAAAGCCCCCCGCCGGCUGCAGGGCCUGUCCACCUCGGGCUCCUCCCUCCCCACCUACUCAAGGGCUUUUCCUAAGGUACGCACACCCGCUGGCUGAGGAGACAGCACCACCCAUUCCCCAGGAGGAGGUUCAGGUUUCCUCCAGCAGGGUGUUGCUUGGGCCCCUUUCCACCACCGGGGGCGUGAGGGAGCAGGGCAGGACGGACCGGCGGAGGCCCGGGAAGGGCUUCACAGGGAAGACGCCAGGCUGGCUGUUAGAGCUAGUCCCGUCCCGUGCCGGCUGCACGCGCGUCACCGCACCAACGAAGGCGGCCCCUCCGCGCUUGCCUUUCGGUCCCCUCAGUGAAAUCGCUGUUAGAGGCCAUCUCCAAAUUGGUAGGGCCCUCAUCUCCGUCAUAGUCGUCAGGAUUUCUGUCCCUAUUGGGCUGGCCCAGAUUCGAGGACAAGUACCAAAGAGCAGCUUUCCGAGCGGCCCUGUUUAGCCCAGUGCCGGCCCCGCAGCUCCUGCCCUCCUGGCUUCCCCCGGCCCGAUGCCCGCCCAGCCGCCCAGCCGGGUGCGCCCUUGGGCCACGUUUGUUCCCCUGCCCUUCCCCAAGGGCUCCAGCCAGGCCACGGACCACGGCAGCUCAGGCAGAAAGUGCCCUCAGCCGGCCUGUGAUCGCAGUGGCAGCUAAGCAACCCACCACCCCAAAACGGCCAUUUCCUUGUACUUUUCCCACCCACCACAAACUACCGUUCCCAACCCUUGCUCUGGCGGACAGAGUGGCAUUAUUCCUGAGGUCAGUCUCAGACGGACACGGACAUGCUGAAGGCGCGAACUCCUCGGGCUCCGCGAGGCACCAGCACCCCUGGGGCCUCGACGCAGGGAGGCCGAGGCGGCUCUGCUGCAUCGCAACUCUGUCACCUCUGUUGUAAUUUUUUUUCCUAACUUGCACAAAACUUUGAGAUCAUAAUUUAGAAAACAGGUGCUUAAUUACAGCUAAAUUACAAUAGAGUAUAUAACAAGAAUCAAGACAUUAAAAAAAAUCUCAGUUUAGAUCCUCAAAGAAAGCCAUUGUUACUGUCUCCUCCGAGCCUGGAAAAAUGCAAAGGAGAACAAAUUAAAAUCGACAAAUUGAUUUCACUUAGAGAAACUAAUUAUCUUAUGACAAGUGUCAAAUUAAGAUGACACUUAAAGAUCCUUAGCAUUAACUUAAUGAUGGAGAAGAGUGCUCAGUAGUCAAUUCUCAGGAAGGUAAUGAGAUGUUCAUUUUCAGAGAUAUUCCAAGAAGAUAUUUUGAUUCAUUAAACUAUUAAAUAAAAAGCCCUCCUCCCCGCAGAACCCCACACCAGCGGAGCCACGUUAACGCCACUUCUCACGCCUCACUUGGGCACAACAGCAUUAGAUUUUUUUUUUAAAGGUCUUUAAUGCUUUUCAUAAGUGAAAAGUACUAAAGAUCAGAUUUUUUUUCUUUUUUUUUUAGUUACACUACGCUUAGAAGUAGAAUUUUUUUUUUCUUUCUUUUGGCAGAAAUCUUUUAGCUAGUGACACGGUAUACAUAAAAAUCGUUAUUAACCAAUACUCCUGUGACAAUCUAAUCCCUUGUUUGAGACAGGUGUUGAGUCCUUACUAAUAAACUCAUUUUUGGAGACUACUUAGUGAGUAGUUUCAUUCUUAUUCCAUAAAUGCUUCUCUUAAUACCAUUUCAUUAACUUCCAACUUAAACUCCAGAAUUCCCCCCACACCGUGGUUAGCUGUCCGCCAUAUUGAUGUCUUUGGUUUCCAUAAAUAUCCUAGGCAUGCAAAUACCUUACUACGAAAUUUGAGGUUUUGUGUCAGUUUCCCCAGGCCCAGCAAUGAAUGACGGCAUGUCUGUCCAGGUCUGCCCCUCUGCUUUUCCCAGGAUGCCAUUCAUUUUGUUUUUCACCUUGACAACACAGAGCAGUAACAUCCAAGAGCCCUUUCUACAGUGGGUGGUUUUGGUCUUUUUCUACCUUUUUCUCAAAGUCACUGAUGUUUGUCCCUGUUCAAUGUGUAGCAUUGUAACAAGAGCCACCAAACCCUGAUUGUCAGUUUGUUGUCCCUAUUGUAGAUGAAAUAGUGAUGUAGAAAAACUUAGUAAAUUCUGAAUGCUUUUCCACAUAGACUUACCUGGAAUGUGAACACGACUCUUUGGUUAAUAGUAACUGCGUAACUGUAGUCCUGAGUAGGUGCAUCUCUGUCUGUCUCAAUAAAUUUUAA
This is a messenger RNA of Pteronotus mesoamericanus, 4610 nucleotides long. It is a transcript of the gene SPOCK1, whose product is annotated as SPARC (osteonectin), cwcv and kazal like domains proteoglycan 1. The record is from RefSeq and is a predicted model, not a curated record. NCBI's taxonomy places the organism in Eukaryota, Metazoa, Chordata, Mammalia, Chiroptera, Mormoopidae. The transcript is spliced from 11 exons. Bases 130 to 1446 code for a protein of 438 amino acids. Gene Ontology annotation, biological process: anatomical structure development. Gene Ontology annotation, molecular function: protein binding; calcium ion binding; extracellular matrix binding.